Molecule: messenger RNA, 10173 nt
Organism: Salmo salar (Atlantic salmon)
Lineage: Eukaryota; Metazoa; Chordata; Actinopteri; Salmoniformes; Salmonidae
Source: RefSeq, a predicted model, not a curated record
GCCAACAGUAGCCAUAAUGCAGAGCAUGGGACAACAUUUUGUCGAUACUUUUGUGGAUACACCAACUGGCAUUUUUAUCAUGGGAUAUUAGCCUAUCAACCAGCCAAAAUGAGUGAGGUGGGGCCAAGAAGGCCCCCCCAGGACCAGUCCUCGGGGAGUGGGCACACAGUGACCACGUCACGUCACCCCUAUAUCACAGACCCCAUCGCCUCCAAGCACGUCUGCUUCUACAAGAGCGGUGACCCUCAGUUCAGUGGCCUGCGCAUGGCCAUCAACAGCCGCACCUUUAAGACCUUCGAUGCCCUCCUGGACAGCCUCUCCAAGAAGGUCCCGCUGCCGUUCGGAGUGAGGAACAUCACCACCCCGCGGGGUGUCCAUGCGGUGCACACACUAGAUGAACUGGAGGAUGGGAAGGCCUACAUCUGCUCAGACCAGCGGAAGGUCAAACCCAUCAACAUGGCAGCAGCCUGUAAGAAGCUUCCGCCCUGGUACCAUGCCAGGCCCAUGAGCGCCCGCCGUCGGGCCUUGCAACUGGCCAAACAGAACCCUGGCAGGCCCAUGCGCAAAAAAACACCUGUGACUGUGCGCACACCUAAGAGGCUAAUGGUGUUUCGGAAUGGGGACCCAAGUGUCAAACACAAUAUGAUGCUACAGAAAAGGACCACUCCCACCUUUGAGGCGCUGCUGGAUUACGUGUCCGAGUUGAUGCACUUUCCUGUGGUCAAACUACACACACCGGAUGGAAGAAGGGUGGAUGGGCUCCCUGCUCUGAUUCUAUGCUCUGGGAUUGUAGUAGCUGCCGGUCGGGAGGCCUUUAAGUCUGGAAACUACAAGACACAGAGAUCUUCUGCUCCAACAUGGCUUCCUGCCAGACGAAUGGCAUCUAAAAGACUAAAACAACCGGCACUCCGGAAAAAGAAGUCUGUAUCCAGCAGCAAAUCACGUCUUUUCUCCUCAUCGUCAGAGAGAUACUUUGUGAAUCAGAUACACCACUCCAUUGCAGGAAGUCAGUGUGACCUCCCCAGUAACAACACGGGAUCUGUGGUGCUGGAGGCUGGCCAUUUUCUGGAGUCAGUUGCCGAAACGGACGCCGACACCUACAACGGACAUGAAGGGGCAGACAACGGUAUGCCCGGUGAUGAUGACAUUGAGAAGUCCUUUCGGGUGAACCAGGAUGGCAGCAUGACGGUGGAGAUGAAGGUACGACUGACCAUCAAGGAGGAGGAGACCAUCCACUGGACCACCACCCUGACCAGGUCCAGUGUGGCCAGCCAGCUCAGUGUGGCUGAGUCUGAGCUGGAGAUCAGAUCUCCUGAGUCCAAUGCCCUACCACCAACACAACCCAACGCCAUGGGCACCAUCAGUGGGUACAAUGCUAAAAAGGAUGAUCAUGAUGAUGAGGAUGAUAUGUCUCCAGAGGCCAGUGGACUUACCAGUGUGGAAGGAGAUGAGGAUAAUUCUAAAAUACAUGUCGGUGAGGUCUCUCUCAGGAGGGCUCCUACCCCAGGACCCAGGAGAUCCAGACAGAAGCAGGCCUCAUUGGAGAACAUCAACACACCAUCAGGAGAUGAGAUUCAGGAGAACAUUGUGGGAUCAUACUCCUACAGAGAGACAACUAAGAAUGGAGAGGUCAAAGAGGAGUACUGCAUGGUCAGACAAUGCAGCAGCAGGCCAGUCCCUAAACCAAGGAGAGUUGGCUCUAUGGAUAUCAACAACUACAAUAAGAUGCAAUCCACUUUUAAAUCUGGGGCGGCUGAGAUUUUACAGAUCCAAAAUGGUGAGGAGGAAGUCAGAGAAAGUGUAAUGCACAUAUACGAGCAGCAGACCUGUCAGGACAAUUUCCUUGAUAACAGCCAGUACAGUGUCCAGGGUGUGUCCAUGUAUGGUCUGAUGUAUGGGAGACCAGCCACCUCGGAAACAGCCCGCUUCUCCUCCAGUAAUGACUUAGAGAUGGAGCUGGAAAGACUAUCUACAGCCUCAGAGUCGAUCAGCGUGCGGAGGGCUGACCAGUCUCUGUCAUCUGACUUCACCAUACCCACAUUUAAGGCUGGAGGAUCUGUCCUAAAAAACAGGGUACUAAAUGUCCAUAAAACCAGUCUCUCCAAGCCCACCAAAGACAAUGAGACCCCAAAGUUGGUCUCUGAAGCAAGCAAAGAAAAUUCCACCAAUAAAGGUGUAAAGAAAGUCAAGAAAAGUUUCUCAAAGCCCAAAUUGAGAAAGUACCAGGUUCGUAAGAGUACAACACCAGACAAAAGACGUAAAGAGAGUAAUGCAAAUGGCCCUGAAAACAAUAAAAGAGUGAAAACUGGGGGGUUUAGCCGCAAUGCAUCAAUAAGGAAAAUUUAUGGACCAAAACCUGCCAGAAGUCUAAUGAAAAAUAAACUAAAAGGAAAGGAAAUCAAAUUAAAUAUUGAAAACCCAAAGGAAUCGUCAGUGAAAGAACUAAAUGUUAGUGAAAAUGGAAAUGAAACUUCAGUUUCAGUAAAGAAGAAAUUAUUGCACGUUUCAUUUCCUACGGAGGCCCAGGUGAAGGGAACACUGAAAAGGCGGAGGUCCGUGCACGAGGAGAGAAGGAUUCAAAAAGAGAGUCAUGAUAUGUCACUGCCGUCACUCCUUUCAUCCUCUUCUAAUAUCAAUGAAUAUGUUGAGAACUGGCUAGAGAAAGCCCUCCCAACUGUGUACCCAGACCCAGUGGAGGAAACUCAAAAUGUGGAGACACCAACAAUGUCUCAGGUAGAAACUGAGGGGGACAUUGUUCCAGAUGUGUCAGAAAUCAAUUGUGAAAUGGAUAUUGAAGAAGAUGCGUCUUGUUUUUUGAAAGAAAAAACACAAACACCAAGUAGUCCAUCUUUGGUAACAGCAGCAUUUCCACAUAGAACAUUUGAAAAUAUAGCAACACAGACAAACCUGACUAUGGAAAACACAACAUUACCAUGUCCUUCUGACCCAUCAUUGCAAAAGACCCCAUUACACAUUGAUACUAUACAGGAAAGGUUGCCCACUAAUCCCUCAGCUGAAAAUCCAGCUCUCUCCAACGGUUUCUCUGUCUUUCCUCCUGCAAUAAUCUCAGUAGAAAAGCCAUCACCCUCUGACAGUCCUUCGUUGGAACAAACAUCAAUGCCCAUAAAGAUCUCAGUAGAGAAGCUACCAAUUCCAAAUGAUCUGUCAUUGGAAAAUACAUUAGUACCAAAUAGCUCCUUAAAAGAGAAGAUCCCAGUCUCAAACAGUCUCUCGCCUGAGAAGACACCACUGCCUGCUAAAACACAAACAGAGAAGACGCCAUUGUCCAACAAAGUCUUAGAUGUGUCUUCAGUAGCUAGCAGUCCCUCAUAUUUAAUGUGUUCAUCGCCUAGUAGUUUAGGUUAUGAAGAACAACCCUUACCAAGCAGUCCUUCAUCAGACAAGGCUCCGUCACCGACUGGCCAUGUAUUUGAAAAGACAUUGUUCAACCACUCCACUCUGAAAGAAGCACCAUCACCUAAACUCUCGACAAAAAAGACACGAUUGCUCAGUAAUCUCUCCCUGGAAAAGCAACUAUCAUUCAGGAAAGCCUCAGCUGAGAAGUCUUCAAUAUCCAGUGGUCCUACUGUGGAAAAAGUGUUGGUGGAUAAGGCACCAAUCUCCAAUGGUCUCUCAUCUGACAAGACAUCACAGCCUGCUAAAACCUUAACAUCCAACAAUGUCUUAAAUGAGGCUUCAUUAGCUAGUAGUCCCUCAUGUUUCAUCUCGACAUCACCUACUAAUCUCACAUCAGAUGAAAGAGCCUUAUCAAUCUCCCCCUCAUCAGAGGAGGCUCUAUCACCCACUGGCCAUGUAUUGGAAAAAACAACAUUGUUCAACCACUCCACUCUGAAAGAAACAUCAUCACCUAAACUCCCAACGAAGAAGACACGAUUGAUCAGUAAUGCCUCCCUAGAAAAGCAACUAUCACUCAGAAGAUUGUCAGUGGAGAAGUCUUCAUUGUCCAGUAAUCCUACUUUGGAGAAGGCCCAGUUAUCAAAUCCUGGUCAAAUCGCAGUAGAUAAAACACAACUACCUAACAGCCACUCAUUGGAAGAGACAUCGCCACCAAAUAAGUCUUCAUUACCCAGUGACUCCACUUCAGAAAAGACCCAAUUAUCUAGCAGUCCUCAACAAGGAAGGACACCACUACCAAGACAUAUCUCUUUGAAAACACAAUUGCACAACAAUUUUUCACCUGAAAGAACAAAUUUACCCACUCUUAUGACGAGAAAUAAGUCAGCUCCCAGUAAUCUCUCUUCAGAAAAGAUACCAGUACCUAGUAAUCGCACAUUGAAAAAUAGACUGUCACCAUAUUCUCAGACUUUGGAAAUAGUGUCACCACCUAUGAGACUCAAGGCAAAAAAAAAGCCAGUAUCUAGAAAUCACUCUCUGGAAAUCGAAUCAUCCCCAGUAAGUCCCACCUUGAAAAGGACACCUUUACCAAGGAAAAGCCACCAAACGCCAUUAUCGCCUAAGUCAACGCCAGUACACCUCAAUUCCUCCAUGAAGAAGACACCAAUACCUCCCAGUCCCGCUUUGGUGAAUCAUGAAGAGACAAAUGGUGAUGAUAACCUGAGCAAUUCAGAUCAGGGAGACAGUACAAAAGUAACAGCAGAGGAGCCUCUAACAAAAGCACAGAUACCAUCAUACAGAGAAAAACUGCCUCCCCAGCCAGACAUGAAACCUGUGCUAGAGAAGCUCUGUUUCUCAAUUCGGUCAAUUAGACAAAUCACACACAACAAUCGUCCAUCUUGUCUUGAAAAGUCAAACAGCUUACCUGAUUUCUCCUCCCAUGUGGCCUCUACAUUUGGGUCAUCCUCCAAAGCUCUCCUGGCAUUCUUAUCUGUUAUUACCUUAAAGGAAUGCUUCACUAACUGGAACAUACCUGAAUUGAAUGCAAACAGUGUAAGCUGUGCUGAGGCUUUGAAAAUGAUAGAGUCUCUGAGAGAAAUUGCCAACAUAGAGGAUGCAGAGGAGUUGAAAGCUAGCUUGUCAGAUUUGCAAAAGUCUACUUCAGCACAACUGCUGCAAAGUUGGAAGGGCUUCCAGGAACUCAAUGACAAAGUCAGAAGUCGCAGCUCAGCACUGAACAGUUCAGAGCAUGAUCUCUUGUUUGAGACACGCCCAUUGGAGGACUACAACAUUAAAGAAAAAACACUGGAUAUCGAUGAGCUAAUAAAUGAGCUUGAUGCGCCUGAAAAGGUCAAGGAAGCAUUGGCAGCCCUUUCAACAGGGGUGAGCAUGGAUGGAAAUGAAAUAAAAAUGUCUAAAAAAGCUCAUGAAAAAGUGGAGUCAUCCCCAGAGGGAAGGGUAAAUGCCAAUUCAACUGCAGUCCCUAAGGAAGAGGCUGCCAAUGAUAAUGUGCUUAAUAUAGAGGCUAAUGUUGAUGUUAAAUCCAUCAUUAAAACAUUUACAAAUAUUCACCAUCCCAAAGAGGUGGCUGAAAAUACAACGUCACCAAUCCCAGAGAGCCCAAGCAGUAGGCAAGAGCAGUACUUCUCCUCAGAAGAACACAUCUUUAAAGAGGAUUACAUUUGCCACAGAAACAGACAGGCAGCAAAUAAGGAAGGUUCUGACAACUGGGAAGAGGAGGCUAAAUGUACACACAAACAGGUUGACCAUGAUGAAGAACAGACAUCCUCAGAGAUAGAGCAAGCUUACAGUUUAGUACUGCAUGAUGGCUAUUUGGACAAGACAGCCUGUUCUGUGGCAGCUAAAGAGAAGGAUGGGGACAUACAAGCAGGCUAUGUGAAGGAGGAAGAAAGCUUGAAGAAAGAGCAAGAAUACUACAUUGAGAACCCACAUGUGGAGCAAGAGAUCAACACUAUGGAGCACCAGCUUGGUAAUGAGGAAGGAAAGUCCACUGCUGAACAACACCAGGCUAGCUCAGAGGAAGAACAGGAAGGUCCAUUUGAGAACCAACCAAACGACCAAGAGGAGCCAGAGGUUAAAUAUGUUGAGUUGAAGGUUAGCAGUAAGGAGGAGGAAAGCUUGAAGGAAGACCAGGAAUACUACAUUGAGAACCCACCAAGUCAUGUGGGGCAGGAGGUUACAUCUAUGGAGCAGCAGGUCAGCUGUAAGGAAAGCGUAGAAAAAGUCCAGGCUAGCUCAGAGGAAGAAUGUGAGUGUCACAUAGGCCAAAACCAUGAGGACCCAGAGGCCAAAUGCUUGGACCUGCAGGAUAGCAGUGAGAAUGGAAAGUCCACCCCUAAAGAAGACCAGACUAGCUCAGAUGAAGAGCUGGAACGUCAUGUUGCGAACAAACCAACCCAUGAAAAGCCUGAGGUUAAAUAUACAGAUGUAAAGGUUAGCAGUGAGGAAAGCAUGUCUAGUCUUGAAGAAGAGCAGGCUAGCUUAGAGGAAGAGCUUGAAUGUCACAUUGAGAACCAACCAAGUCAUGAAGAGAAAGAGGUUAAAUGUAUAGAGAUGCAGGUUAGUAGAAAGGAAAGAGAGUUUACCCCUGAAGACGACCAGGCUAGCUUAGACGAGGAAGAGGAAAACCGGGCAGACAACCUUCCCAAUGCAAAUGCACACAUUAACGUGAAGGAUGAGCAGACUCACUUAUGGAUGAAGCAGACUACCGAAAAAGAAAUAGUGUCUACUGUCAUAGAAAUUAAGCCUAGCUUGGUCAAACAGCAUUCUAGUGAUGACAGGAUGGAUAAGGACAGCGGAAAGGAUAGUGAGCAGCAUGUUAGCUUUGAACAACAGUCUGAUACUGCAGAAGAAGCCAACGUUGAGGAUAAUCGGCGUAGCACAGAGAAGAAGCAGGUACGCUAUGAAGAGAAGCUGCCUAGCUCUGAGGCAGAACAUGUUGGCGUAAAGGAUGAGCCAUAUACAGAGGAUGAGAGUUAUGCAGAGUACGAGGAAAGCUUCGUAGAGAAACAGCCGUUUGAGGAGGAUACGAAAUACGAAACGACUGAGGCAAAAACAACCAACCGUUUUGAGGAACCAUUACCAUCUGUAGCAGAGCGAGUAAAACUAUUGGAUAAGAAGAUUGCUGAUGUAGAGCAAAGGAAAAGCAUUACUACAGAGACAACGGGCAUCAAACCGUUUGCCCACAUAAAGGUUCCCGCUUUCUCAGAUGGCGAUGAUUUAACAAACGUAUCCCAUCUAUCUAAUGAACAAGCCGAGCUUGUGGAGGAAGCAUCUGAGACGCAAACAACCAAUUAUGUUAUUGAGGAUGUCAAAGAGCAAGACAAAGCUUCUGUGCACACUUGUAAAAGGACAACGUGGCCUAUAAAUACAUCAGAAACUGUAGUCACGUCCCCCCCAGCUCCACAAUCCUCCUCGCUAGCAUUUAGCUAUGAUGGCUGUAUAACUAGAGAGCCUGAGGGAAAUAGAGUCAAGAAAAUAAAGGAAAUGUUUAUGGCAAAAAGCCUUGUGGACAUUCAGUAUGGACAAACAAGACUAACCAGCCCAAACAGCUCAGAUCUGUCUGACAACAGACCAGAGACUUCUGACGGUAGUCAUCGAUCACUGACGUCAACUGAGAUGUCCAGUGGUGAGGAUGAUUCCGUGAAGAAAUCCAUCACAAAAGGCUUUGUCAGGAGAACUAUUGAAAGGCUUUAUGGGAAGAAAGAUACAAAUGAAAAAGUCCUUGCCAGUGAAAGUCAGCCAAUAUCUGUCCCAAGACCAAAGUCCAGAGAAUUUCCUGGUAAGAUCAGCCUUUCCCCAUUCCAUAAUGCACGGACCAAAGUAAUGUUGGACUUAUCAUACUUCAAUGCCACAAGCUCUUUUGACACAUACAGUGAGCCAACGCGUUGUCUCGCCUUCAAUACACAGGUCGGGCCUGGAGACUGUGUCCCGAUAGAUGAAAAUAGGUGGCUCCUCAGAGAGUGCGUGAUCAGAAAGUCUGUUUCAGAGCCUAUUAAUAUAAACAAGAACACAUCUGUGUUAACUGAAGAUGAGUGCAAACAUACAAAAGAAGAUGUUCCUUACUCCCUUUUCGGCCACAACGAUCGGGAGGACAUGGUGAAGACUGUGAAGCCUUUAGUGGCAAAGUGCACCUAUUUCAACCUGCCUCAUGGCUGUGACUCAGACCCGUACCAGGAUGACCUAAGUUCUGUCAGCAAGGGCAGUGCCAUGGGUGACAUCUCGAAGGACAGUAAAGACAAUGCAGAGGAACCCAAGUUGUGGGCUGAGAAGAAUGGAACACUGCCAGCUUUUUCCCCUACUGACUUCAAGAUGCCAGAUAAUAAAGUGCACCCUCUGAUAGAAGGCCCGGGAGGUGGAAAGGUUGUGGUGGUCCAGCCUGGCAAAGGUCAGUCUGGCAAAGGUCAGACAGAUGUCAAGAAAAUUCCACAGGAGCCAGAUGUACUAGAGAUUCUCUACUUCUCCUGUGGCCAGCACUGCCCCAUCCUUUGACUGUGACACUUAAAUAUGGGCUCUCUGCAAAAGUCAGCUUAUUACUGAGGGCAUUCAAGGUACUAGGAGAUGUCAUAUUUUUCUUUAAGAUGGAUAAGACUCAGUGUGUCCUGUGGGAUAAAGUUAUUAAUGAAUACUUUGUGCCUGAACAUUAACGUUGCCACUAUGAUGGCUUAUACAGCAUGAUAUCGUAACACAUUGUAAUAGAUUGUUAAGAAAAUAUACAUUUUACAAUAACUUCGGUGGAAUAGACAACACUAAUGGAUGAAACUUAUUUCACUAGUUUUUUUUAUAUCAUGUGAAUUGUACAAUUUUCCAAAAAACAUUUUACUCAACAAUCUGUUAUGCCAUGUUCAACUUUUAAUACCUUUUAAUAUAUUCUGUAAAUAUGGCAUCUGUACAUAUAUUUACAAUAACACCUUGACUGUGUAUUUUCUGUGUACUGUGUAUUUUCUGUGUACUGUGUAUUUUCCACCCUCCAUUAGCACUAGGUAGGUGGGCUGUCCUAAGAAUGAGCAUCCUGUGCAUUACUGUAAUCUUGUUUAAAACGCUUUAGAUCAGGUCCUCACUGAUGUCACGCAAUGGCAAUCCCCUUUACUCAGAACCUAACAUGCCUCUGGGUCGUACCACAAAAUCAGUGCCUUCUGCGUCCCUUUGAUAUUUUAAGUAGAAACUGUGCACAAAUAUAGAAUUUAAAAGUGCUAUAUUAAAUAAAGUUCCCUUUAAUAUAGACCACAUGGAAAAUUCUAUAAAUCUGAUUUUUUAUAUGAAUAAAGAUAAUUUAUUUCAUGUGAUUAGUGAUUCAUUUUAAGAUAAAAAAACAACAACCGUCCCUCUUUUACAUUUUACCAGACAAUCUUAUCCAGAGCGACUUACAGUAGUGAAUGCAUACAUUUGAUACAUUUUUUCUCUGUACUGGUCCCCCGUGGGAAUCGAACCCACAACCUUGGUGUUGCAAACACCAUGCUCUACCAACUGAGCCACACGGGACCACAAGGUGAGCCCUAUAACGUGAACUCAACUCAAUAUGGUAAACAAUUCCUUUUUUACAUUUCUAUAUAUUUUUUAAAUAAAAAAAACAACAAAACACUGAACAUCUAAUAGUCAAACCGUGUAAAAGCAGGCGAGCUGGUUCUACUAUUUUGAGCAAUUUGCGGUGGAAAACUGAGCAGGUCUAGCAUAACACAUCAACGCUGUUGCCCAUAGAUAGACAGGCUAUAAAUGUUUUAACAAUAAAAAAAACAAUUGGGAAGCUAGCAUUCAAUUGCCUCCUCCUGUCACAAGGGGAUUUAUGGAUGAUUUAAGAUGAAGCCAUCAACCCUGUUAUGGUGAUGUGUAACAGGGUUUAAACCUCUUGAGAUGGGAAAACAUUUUUUAUUAAGUUGAACAUGUGCUCUUUAUGACAGAAUUUUUUUAUUAGGUGAAACAAAAUGUUUGUUUUGUUUCACCAAGUUACACUACUCAAAAGGCACCUAAUUGGUGGAAUGACCCCCCUUCAAGGUUCAUGGUCAUGCCUGUGCAGUGUGGUCAAAACGGUGCUUGAUCACAAGCUCUAGAAAUGUAUUGUCUGUCAGUAACCCCCUGGUACUUAACGUUGUAUAGUGUAUUAGCUGUACAGUUCAUUUAUUUGUGUAAAUGCAUUUCUCUCGCAUCAUUACAUGAGAGUGAAUUCAUAAAGUAUAGAAUGAAUUCAGAAAGCAAAUCUCUAGAUUUGCAUUUAUAAACGAUAGCCCUAAGCACAACUUGCGAUAACAAACUUUUAUUACACUACUUCUAUCAUAGGUGUACAUUUCUGGCAGCUGUGAU